CACAAACACACACGUGCACACACACACGUCCUCCAAUCUGUGUUGUUUUGAACCACACUCCUUCAUCUGCUGUUAUCAGGGCUGAUGAGAGCUCCUUGUCUGUCUGGGUCUUCUGCAGCUGCUGUGUGAGACGCAUUCCAGCUGUGGCAUGUCCGCAGUCCGGCAUCCAGAGCCAAUUCAAAACUCGUGUGCUUGUGUAAUGGUUUAAUCAUCAUGAUAUCUGCAUGGCUGCCAGUGAUUGUAAUGCUGGUGGUGCUCGUGAAGGAAGUGAAGAAUGAGGACGUCAGACGGCCGUGUGCCCAUGUCCAGACACCCAGCUCAGUGGUGGCACUGGGGUCACCGGUCACAGCCACCUGCGUCAUCAGCGACAACUGCCUUCAGGCCAUUGGACAAGCUGUUCGUGUAGAGUGGCGCCUCGGCGGUCGCUUACUUCCCAGCAGCCCCGCGGCCAAUCAAAGCAACGGGGUUUCUGAGGUGGUGAUACCGAGCUUCAAUCACACCAGGGCCGUCCUGACCUGCUGCGUCCAGACCUCACCCCCUCAGGUCGUAGGAGGAGUGGAGAUCAGAGCCGGAUAUCCACCAGAAGCACCACAGAACCUCAGCUGUCAGACUAACCUCACCAGCCCGGAAACCCUGACCUGCAGCUGGGCCGCUGGGCAGCAGAACCCCCACCUCCCCACCCAGUACACCCUCCACACCGAGAUAUGGGAUUCAGACGCGAACUUUACCUACAAGCCCCCGACGGACGUCCACCACUUCACCAUCCCUCGCUCCGGCUUCGUCCUGUACUCUGAUAUGAAAAUUUAUGUGAAGGCUUUGAAUGAACUUGGAGAGGCGACUUCAGAGCCCGUCGUUAUCGAGCCCAUCAGUGCAGCUAAGUUUGACCCACCAAGUAUUCUGAAGGCGGAAGCUGUGCCCAAAAGAUCCGGUUGCCUGAGGCUGAGCUGGAGGUUAUCCCAGCACCAGGUCUGGAUGCUUGGCUUCCACCUGAACCUGGAAGUCCAACUCAAGACUGAUGAGAGCCAUCAAUGGAGUGGACAACCAAUCCUGGUGAGCCGGGUUAAACAAACCAGACCUUUGGACCAGUGCCGCCUGCUCCAUGGGACUCGGUACUGUGCCCAGAUUCGAGUCAGAUACCAGCAGAGCCCCUGGAGCGAGUGGAGCAGCAGCCAGUGCGGAGUCACCUUGGAGACCGCUCCCACUGGACGCCUCGACUGGUGGAUGAAGCUAUCAGGGGAUCCCAUGCACAAACAACUCAGCAUACACCUGUUUUGGAAGCCAUCAAAACAAUUCCGUGCUAACAGCCAAAAUGUGUCAUACAUCGUCUCGGUGCAAAAAGCGCCGGGUGAAAAGGGGAAACAGUGCGCUACGACGGGGAGCUACUGUACUUUCCAGCUUCCUGGAAAAGCGAAGAGAGUCUAUCUGAGCGCUGUAAACGCAGUCGGGAAAUCCCCCCCCACUGAGGUUCGCAUUCACAAACAUAAAGCUCUUACAGGGGUAUCAGACAUCUCAGCCGUUCCUCAGGAUGACUCAGCCUUUCUGGUCCAGUGGAAAAACAUGAAUAUCUCCGGUAUCGUUGGUUAUGUGGUUGAAUGGAGACCUCUGUUAACAACAGACCUCUCCCUCACCAAGUUUGAAAUGGCAGACAGAAACCAGUCCAGCCUCAUUAUUACAGGAAGCUUUGAGCCCUACAAGCCCUACGGGAUCUCUGUGUAUCCCAGGUUUAAGGAUGGGAUCGGCCUUCCUCAGACUGUUAAUGCCUACUCAAGACAAAAGGCUCCGUCCAUGGUUCCAAAAAUACACAUUAAAAAGAUGUGGCACUAUAUUGAGCUCACCUGGGAUGAGAUACCAUUAGAGCAAAGAAAUGGAAUCAUCCAGAGCUACAAAGUGUUCUACUGGGACCAGAAGGGUCCCAUUAAUGUUGUGAAUGCUGACCCGCAGGAGAGAAGGGUGAUCCUGAAAGACCUCAAAGCUGUGACUGUGUAUGACGCUUUCAUGAUGGUGAGCACGGCCGGUCGUUGCCUGAACGGGUCGAGGAUUCAAUUCGAAAUCGAACCAUUUGAUGCUGUGACCAUUGCGAUGAUUUUAAUUGCGUCUGGUGUUGGACUCUCACUUCUGAUCAUUCUCACAGUCCUGACUUGUUUCUCCAACCACAAAAGGCUGAAGGGGCAACUUUGGCCGAUUGUUCCUGAUCCUGCUAAUAGCAGCAUUAAGAGAUGGUCAUCAGAGACAUCACAGUAUAUUCAUCCUGACAGUGACAAGCCCAAUCCAGUUUACCUGUCCCACCUCAGUUUCCUUGACCUCCCAAUGAAACUAAACAAAGACGAGGAUGAUCAUUGGCUGAGCAGCACAGAGGACACCAGUGACCUGGGAGAGUCCAUUUGUGGUUCACCCUUCAUCCCUGGAUAUACGGGUUCGAACAGCGACUCUGUUCCCUAUGCCACUGUGAUGUUCCCUGACCCAUGCAGCAGCCCUCCGCCCAAAGAGCCAAACGUCUACCUGCGCUCUGAGUCCACACAACCGCUCCUGGAGACCGAGGAGUCCUUCAGUCCUGAAUACUACCAGAAUAUGGCGACUGAUGGGACGCCAAGGGAGCAGUGUUUCUUUGGUCCAGGGCAUGAUUGUGUCGUCGAAGAAGGGGUGGACCCAGUUAUCAUUUGGGACGACUUUCCUUUUCUGCGAGCAUUAGCUAUGAAUGAUAUGAAUGAUACUCAAAAUGACUAACAGUCAUUUUUUACUGAUAAUAAGAAUAACUGCUUUGCCAGAUAGCCGUGUUUUUGUAAUCAGUAGAUUGUGUUAGACCAGGGGUGUCCAAACUACGGCCCGCGGGCCAUCUGCGGCCCGCCAUCCAUUUUAAAUUGGCCCGCCUCAAAAAAAUUAAAAAUUUAAAAAUUUAAAAUUAAAUUUUUUUUUUUUUUUUUUUUUUAAACUAACAAUUUAGUAGCACUUAAAUGGCACUUACUUAUAGCACACUUAAUGUAGUUUUGCUCUAUUUUUGAAGAAAUUGUACUUUCUUGAUUUUUUUUGUUCUGGGUUUGUACCCUCGGGUACCCUUGAAUGCACUUAUUAUAAGUAGCUUUGGAUAAAAGCGUCAGCUAAAUGUAAUGUAAUGGACUAUGGCCCACUGUAUUGUACUUCUCAGUUAACACCGUUACGCCCCCCCCGCCCUGAGCGACACGAUUGUCAACAGUCCGCUCCAGGGCAGGGGGGCGUGGUGACGUGAGUGGCCCAGACCUUCGUAUUUUUUUCUGUAUGUGGCCCUCGGGAUAAAAAGUUUGGACACCCCUGUGUUAGACAGAUCCUUAGUAGCAUACAGCUGUGAAUAAAUGUUACGGAAUGCUGAAAAUUAAACUGAUGUUGAAUGAUUAUGAAGCCGAUGUUUUAGCUGUACAACAAUAACGCCUCUUUUAGAAAUCUGUUUUUUUACCAAAAAAUGUAAUAACAUUGUUGAGAUGACAUUGUUGUGGUUAAAUAAAAGAGGAAGACAUUUUAUUUUAUGCUGACUGUUAUAUCUGAACAUGUUUACCCCAAGUGCUACCAGAAAACCAGUUUCCUGUAGCAAAUGGAUGGAAAUUGAAAUGGAAGUGGAGCUGCCGGUAAAAACACGGUGAAGUAAAGACAAAUGUUCACUCGACAAAGCAGCCUGAGGUGAUUUCAGGGAAAGAGAGACACUUUCUAGGAAAUUGAUUUGAGACCAAAUUAGUGUCACUCAGGUUUUUUUUCAUUUUCGUUUCCUUUUUAUUGAAACAUGUCUGAAGUUCUCAAAUCAACUCGAUUAUGAUCCUUAGGGUAAACCCUGAUGUUAGUGGUGUAACUAUUAUUUACUCAUAUUUCAGAGUAACCUCAAAUGCUAUAUACCUCAAUUUAUUUGUCAUUUCAUAGGCCAAUUGAUGUAAAUAUGUCAAUUUUGUAAUGUAAACGUAUGUGAACGUGUAACAGCCUGUUAUCAGCUAUAAAUUAAUAAUUUCUCACUGAUAUUUUUAGAUUGAUUUUAAUAAAAAACACAUCUCAACC
This is a messenger RNA of Limanda limanda (common dab), 4014 nucleotides long. It is a transcript of the gene csf3r, whose product is annotated as colony stimulating factor 3 receptor. Gene Ontology annotation, biological process: cytokine-mediated signaling pathway. Gene Ontology annotation, molecular function: cytokine binding; cytokine receptor activity. The record is from RefSeq and is a predicted model, not a curated record. NCBI's taxonomy places the organism in Eukaryota, Metazoa, Chordata, Actinopteri, Pleuronectiformes, Pleuronectidae. Gene Ontology annotation, cellular component: signaling receptor complex; external side of plasma membrane. The transcript is spliced from 17 exons. The coding region runs from base 214 to 2724 and encodes 836 amino acids.